This is a messenger RNA of Gymnogyps californianus (California condor), 2343 nucleotides long. Its product is annotated as neuferricin. Gene Ontology annotation, cellular component: endomembrane system; membrane. The coding region runs from base 1 to 786 and encodes 261 amino acids. The record is from RefSeq and is a predicted model, not a curated record. The transcript is spliced from 4 exons. Lineage: Eukaryota; Metazoa; Chordata; Aves; Accipitriformes; Cathartidae.
AUGUGGCGGGGCGCGGCGGCGGCGCUGCUGUGCCUGGGGGCCGCCUGCCUGCUGGGCCGCGGGUUCGAUCCCCGCGCCUGGCUGCUGCCGCCCCGCGGCCGCCUGCUGAGCGCCGCCGAGCUGGGCCGGUACCGCGGGGCGGCGGGCGAGCCCGGCCUCUACCUCGCCGUGCUGGGCCGCGUCUUCGACGUGGAGCGCGGCCGCAGGCACUACGGCCCCGGCGGCGCCUACAGCGGCCUCGCAGGGAGAGAUGCCACCAGAGCGUUUGCCACUGGCGACUUCACGCAGGCGGGGCUGGUGGACGACGUCUCGGCGCUGUCGCCGGGCGAGAUGCUCGCCAUCCAGAGCUGGCUCUCAUUCUACGGCGACAACUAUGAUCCCGUGGGGAAGCUGGUGGGCAGAUUCUAUGAUGAAAAUGGGGCACCGACAGAAGCCUUGAGGCAGGCUGAGGCUGCGAUUGAGGAAGCUCUGAAGUUCCAAGCAGAAAGCAAGCAGAGGAAGCAGCAGUUUCCACCCUGCAACUCUGAAUGGAGCUCUGCUAAGGGCAGCCGAUUCUGGUGCUCCAGACAGAGUGGGGGAGUGAACAGAGACUGGACUGGAGUCCCCCGGAAGCUGUACCGGCCUGGUUCGGGGGGGAGUCACUGUGUGUGCGUGAGGACGACCGGUCCCCCGUGGGGCCAGCCGGACUCCACCGAGCACGGCGGCAGAGGCGAUCUGGAUAACCCUCACCUGGAGGAAUAUGACGGCUGCCAUCCGCUGGCCGAGCAGUGUGUCCUGCAGGUGUGACUCCGAGUGCUGGAUCCGAGGCAGGCGAGGAGUCCUACAGCGAAACGUGGCCCUUUGGGUGGGCAGCUCCAGCUCCAGCUUCAUUCCCUUCCGUCUGUGCAAAGGGAGCAAUAACAAUUUCAUGUUAUUUGUGACUCUUUUUUUAACGUGUGGAGAUGAGAGGAGGAGGAAACACUUCAGCCGAGUUAGCGGCUAAAAAAUCAGUAAUGGGAUACUUUCUUUCUUAGUGCUUCAUUCCUAUGGUAUUUUUACAUCUGGCAACAACCUGUAAGAGGCACAGCCUGAAUUGUAUUUAAAAACUGAUUUUUUUGUGCAGUCAGGAAAUGGAUGCUUGCGUGCAUGGUGGCGGGUGCAAUGUGUUGUGUUUUAAGGCAGCGAGGUAGUGAGCACAAGAACUGCUGCAGCAUCACAGACCUCAGUUUAUGCACGGUCCUCCCGUCGCUUGAACUCUGCCUACUGCGUUGUAGUGCUAAUGCUCCUUCCCAGUCACCUGAUUUACUCCAAAGAGUUUAAAGGUAGCAGGGAGAAGCCUGAAUUUCUCCUACAAUUAAGGUACGUAGUAUCUAGGAACUUGUGCAGUUUAAUCGUACACAAGCUUUAUCAAAUUCUUGGAGUACAGAAGGCAAAGGUCUUGGCUGUAUUUCCUCAUUUAGUGUUUGUAUUAGAUAUCACGCAAAGAAGAUAUUGGAAGCCACCUAUGAGGAUUGUUGUUUUAUAUUAACCUCACCAUCCUGGUCCUGUGAUUCACUACUUUCAAACUACUCAGAUCAGGAAUUGGUAGUUUUAAAUAGGCAAUAACAAAAGCUAUGUGGCAACACGACCAUCCUGCUGUAAUCUGCCUCCUAUUUCCAUCCUGGUGUAUGACCUCCUCCCAUCUGGUACACGUCCAUCAGACGAUAACCUGAGGCUGGAUGUAUCCUCAUAAGGCCCAGCUCCCUUAAAGCCCGUACAUAUUUUAUCUAUCACAGCUGGCAAAAUUCAGUAAUAGGAGUGACUCCCAGAAGAGCAGGGCAAGCUACCACCAUUUCUGUGUGGGGCUGAAAAGGAGAAGGGAAUACCUGCGUAGGGCCUAGGUGCUAUAAACCGCAGGCUGCAGGGAAGCAGUUGCUGGUUUUUGUAGAAUCUAUUGUUAGAAUCGGUUUCUGGUGUAGCUGCAGCCUUGGGAGAGACACCCAGAUUACACUGAGUCCAGCAGUGGCACAGAUCUGUGCUGAGCUGUGUUCAGUUCUUUUCCUUAAGGUAGCUGCCACCUAUUUAUAAACAGCCAGGAGGCAUUUAUAAACUCAUUAGUUUUGAGCUACUACCACCUCUAAAGAAAGUCCCACAAAUCUAAGUAAUUAGUUAAUAACUAGUGAGAUUACAGGAGGCCUGGCAGCAUUGCUUCAAAGCAAGAGUAAUCGCUUCAUUGCAGUGACAGUAGGACAUACUACAGCACUUUUCACCCAUGAUGUUUAGAUGAGGCUACAGCUGCCAGGGAUGGGAGCCACGCAGCAAUUUAAACAUGCACACGUGGUUGUUGUAAUAAAUAUUUGGGAGUUUGUGUUUGUUUUUUUUUAA